Messenger RNA from Linepithema humile (Argentine ant), 2131 nucleotides. RefSeq names its product F-box only protein 21-like. Gene Ontology annotation, molecular function: DNA binding. NCBI's taxonomy places the organism in Eukaryota, Metazoa, Arthropoda, Insecta, Hymenoptera, Formicidae. The record is from RefSeq and is a predicted model, not a curated record.
UUUCGGUCACAUAUGUUUACCGCUGAAAUUGGACGUAAACGUAAAAAGGCACCUUGAGUGAUAUGUUUUGCACAUUUGUAAAUAAUACAAAAUUAGUUGUGCAACGAUUAAUAACGGACAUACUUGCCGUUAUUGUGAAUUUCAGACUCUUUCGUACUUCGCUGAACUGUCUAUGCAAUGGCUAUAAUAACGGACUUACCCAUUGAUGUGAUUAUUAUCAUCUUGUGCGAUGAGAGCAUCAGCUUUAAGGAUAUUAUGAGCUUAGCUCUCUCAUUCAAUUUCAAUUUCUACAACUCAUUAAUCGAACUCAAUACGCUUUGGCGGAAGAAAUUUUAUCAGAGAUGGCCUCAUCUAAGAGAAGAAUACAACGAACAACUGUGCCUAGAAAAUAAAGGUUUUUUUGAACAAGUAAAAGCAGGUGUAAAAUCUAAGAAAGAAUUAUGGCAUUAUUUGUCGCUGAUGUCUGAGAAACACUAUUACAAAGAUGAUUUAUUUGAUGUUGACUUUAGGGAUUUUGAUUCACUGAUUGAUCCAGAUAAAGGCGCAUAUUUUAUGAAUUAUUAUUUCUUUGUAAAUGAACUGAGAAGGUUGCUUACAGAAUCUCCAAUGGAAUCUGAUUUGACACAAAGAUAUUACGCAGAGAAGCUUCUUUCAUACCUGCAGCGUUAUCGUUUAAGGAAAAAGGUGCACGAAUUUAUAAAUUAUCCUGAGAAACAACAGAUUUUAGAAAAGGCACUCUUCAGUUUCGCACAAUGGUAUCAACCCGAAAAAUAUGUGUCUUACUCGUAUGUGAGUACGUCACUAGAUAAGAUUGCACAGCAGGUAUUGGAGUGCCUUAAAAAUAAAUAUUUUGCGCAUCCAAUAUUCAAAAUAUCAAUCGAGCAGUUUUCCGUUUGGAAAUACAAUAAUAUUGAUGACAAUCAUUGGAAUAGCAUAGAAGGAAAACAGAUUAUAGAGAGUCUUUGUAAAGUUUUACAUAAUGAAUUACAUUUACAUGAAAGUUUGUCUUCCGAUUAUUUCUGUUCGAUAUUUAUAGAAUACUUUUGUAUAGAUUGCGUUUUAAAAGAUAAAGUUGGUAAUGCGAUAAUUCUGGCAACAAUAUAUCAUAGUGUGGCGAGAAGACUUGGUAUACGCUGCGAUAUAAUAUUUCGUAAACGUACUAAUGACUACUUCUUAUGCUGGAGACCGAAAUAUCAUACCACAAAACCCAAAGAAAAAGAAUGUUUUUGUAUUGACUUCAUGCGUAAUGGACAAAUGUCGAGUAGAAAUGACUGUCCUAUAAUUAAUAGUGCAGAAUAUGGUAUUGAUGAGUAUACGAAGGAAAGUCCUGUAGAGGUGAUGUCAUAUAUGAAUGCUAAUUUGGAUUCAGCAAUUAAAAACAAUCAAAUUUCACAACAGUCGCAUUUGGAAUUACAGUGUCUAAUAAAACCAGAUACACGUGCAAUUCAUGAACUAGGUAACAUAUAUAUACGGCGGCGGAUGGAUUUAGCCAGUCUCAUAGUUAUAUUGGAGAAGAUUCAGGAUAAUUGUAAGAUUUCUGACCCUAUAGAGGCAAGUUACGCCGAAAAGUUAUUGAAUAAAUUUAGGAAUCAUGUAAAUCCAGUUAUGCCAUUUUGCGAUCAAAUAAUACCAAAGCAAAGGACAACAAAUAUAAAAUUUGCAGUUGGAAUGAUCGUAAGAUUUAAUAAUAAUUUUUUUAUGAGCGAAUAUUUACUGAAGCUUAUAGCUGUGAUAAUUGGAUGGGACGAGAGACGUAAAACAUACAGUAAUAUCCGAGAGAUUAUCCCUCGCUUGUUUUUGAAUGAAGCUUCUUUAAAACCACAUUACAAAAUCCUCUGUCACGAUGGUACAAAGUAUUACGUCUCCGAAAUGUAUUUAACAAUGUGUAAUGAAGCAUCAUGGAUUAAUUACAAAGAUAUUGGUCGAUAUUUUUGUAAAUUUGAACACUCUUAUUAUGUACCAAACAAAAUGCUAGAAAAACAUUAUCCACAUGAUAAACUGAAACUAACUACAGGAUCCCCUGAUAUAACUCAUUGACGUUAGGAAUGGCUAAAAGGAUUUCAUUUAUUUUAUGAUUCAUAUUUGUUCAUUACAUAUGAUUUUUAUAUAUACAUAUAUACGAACGCAUACA